This is a messenger RNA of Coccinella septempunctata (seven-spotted ladybird), 1632 nucleotides long. RefSeq names its product guanine nucleotide-binding protein G(o) subunit alpha-like. The transcript has 6 exons. Gene Ontology annotation, cellular component: heterotrimeric G-protein complex. NCBI's taxonomy places the organism in Eukaryota, Metazoa, Arthropoda, Insecta, Coleoptera, Coccinellidae. Gene Ontology annotation, molecular function: G protein-coupled receptor binding; G-protein beta/gamma-subunit complex binding; GTPase activity. The record is from RefSeq and is a predicted model, not a curated record. Gene Ontology annotation, biological process: adenylate cyclase-modulating G protein-coupled receptor signaling pathway. Bases 275 to 1354 code for a protein of 359 amino acids.
GUGCAAUCUUCAUUUAUUUAAUGAAAUUUUAUUUAUUAAUGGCGAUAUUAGUCUCACAUAUUUCGUAGAAUAAACUUGAAAGCUCCACCAGAAAAGGGAAGUCUUGUCUCUGAUGACCUAUAAGUGAAACAACGUAUUUUAACCUAUAAGAAUUGUUCCUUUUAAAUUUGAACCAACAUCUAAAUCAAUUAAAAAUUCUCUGUUGCCACAAGAAAGCUCGCAUUACUUUCAUUACAUUCACUAAUCUGGUGGUCGUAAUGUUGAACUGUGAGACAUGGGUGCAUGUUUAACUUUGGAAAGGGAAGAGGGAAAAGCCAGGAAAAGAAGCGAAGAGAUUGACAAGGAAUUGGUUGAAGCCGCAAAACAACAAAAUAAUGUUAUCAAGAUCUUACUACUUGGAGCUGGGGAGAGUGGGAAAAGUACCCUAGUCAAGCAAAUGAAAAUUAUCCAUGCAGAUGGCUUUACACAUGCUGAAUUGAGCAGUUUUAGGCCAACUGUAUUAGACAAUCUUUUGGCAUCUAUGAAAUAUGUGCUUGCUGGAAUGGGUAUUCUUCGAAUAAAUUUAGAACAUUCACGAAACAAAAUGCACGCACAGGUAGUUCUGAUGAGUAGGAGCUGUUUUGAUAUGAGUUUUAUUGUAUUACCAAAUGUAGCAGCAUCCCUUCAAGCUCUUUGGUCCGAUAGGGGCGUAAGGUUGGCUGUUGCAAGAGGCUAUGAAUAUGAACUUAACGACUCAGCUCUCUACCUUUUUGAAAAUAUGGAAAGGUUAUGCGACCCAAAAUAUGUACCAACACCGACUGAUGUUCUACGAGCAAGAGUAAGGACCCAAGGAAUAAUCGAAACAAGAUUUUGUAUAAACGAUAUGAUAGUCAGCAUGUACGAUGUAGGUGGUCAAAGAUCGCAGAGAAGAAAGUGGAUAUAUUGUUUCGAUGACGUCAAAGCUGUUCUUUUCGUUGUUUCCUUGAGCGGUUAUGAUAUGACCUUGUUGGAGGAUCCUACUGUGAAUCGAUUGGAGGAAAGUCUAAAUUUAUUCGGUCAGAUUGUAAAUAAUCCAUACUUUAGAGAUGCUUCGUUCGUUCUCUUCCUCAAUAAAUUUGACUUGUUCCGAGAGAAAAUUCUGUACUCUCAACGUCACCUGCGCCUAUAUUUUCCCGAUUACAAAGGGGCAGACGGAGAUGUUGACAGGGGGGCUCUGUUCAUUCAGCACAAAUUCGUGUUGAGAAAUGGUGAUUCCAGAAAAGUAUUAUACCCACACUUCACCACUGCAACAGAUACGGCUAACGUUCAAGUGGUUUUCCAGGCGGUGAUGGAAAUGGUAAUCUCGUCCAAUCUUGGUCAAGUUACUUUGCUGUGAAAGGAAAUUUAGUGAAAAUAUUGUUGAGAAAGGUAAGUACAAUGAUAUUGUAUCAAAUUUUUAUCGAUCAAAUAAACUCUGUGAUGUCUGCGAGGGAUUUGUAACCUUAUAUGAAUCUCAGUUGGUCGAAAGAGCUUUUGUAAAACACCAUUUUUCAAUAAUUUCACCAAGAAAAAUCUGUUGAAGUGCGGAAAUAAAUGUAACUGCUUUUUAUCUUGCCAACACUAUUAGGAUGGCUGUUAUUGUGUGCUUCAUCGACGAUUGUGAAAAAAUUAUUU